This is a messenger RNA of Hibiscus syriacus, 1506 nucleotides long. RefSeq names its product basic leucine zipper 25-like. Gene Ontology annotation, molecular function: DNA-binding transcription factor activity. Gene Ontology annotation, biological process: regulation of DNA-templated transcription. The transcript has 6 exons. The record is from RefSeq and is a predicted model, not a curated record. Lineage: Eukaryota; Viridiplantae; Streptophyta; Magnoliopsida; Malvales; Malvaceae. Bases 34 to 1293 code for a protein of 419 amino acids.
GAGAAAAGAACGAUAAAGAUUUCACUGAAAACGAUGCAUACUGUGUUCUCAAUUGACGAUUUAUCCGACUCCUUUUGGGAUGCGCCGUUGGGGAUGAACCGAAGCCAAUCGGAGUGGGCUUUGGAGAUUUUUCUCGAAGAGUUUUCAGGUAGUGGAGAGGAUAUCCCGGGGUCGCGUUCGAGUGGGAGUGUGAUUGGUCCCUCUUUCGCGGAACCUCAGCAGUCCGUUCCAAAAUAUGAAGGUGACGGUGUUGAUGACGUGGUGGAGAUCAAAAGGCCUGGUAAUCAGAAUCAUAGCUCUCCACCGUCCGCUCUGAAACCGAAGGUCCCGAUUAACUCCGAUGAGGUCCAGGCGAUCCUCAAGAGCAAGCUCGAGCAAGCCUGUGUUGUUUUUGCUCUCUCUCGUGCAUCAGCUGUGAAGGCAGAAGCUUCGUCUGCCCAACCUGAAGAUCAGUCGCUUCAAUCGAGAUCCCAAGUUCAAGGUUCCUUAAAGGCUCAAGGACAGAGUGAACCAGAUGCUACAUCUUGUGGAAUGUUGGCUGUGUCAACUACACAGAAAAAAACGGGGGUACAAAGGAGGCAAACAACAAGUGUGUCGUCAGGAGAUGAUUCAGAUGAUGAUGAACUUCGAGAUACUGAAACCACUGACAAUCCAGCUGUUGCAAAACGUGCAAGGAGAAUGCUGUCAAACCGAGAAUCAGCCAGACGCUCUAGAAGAAGAAAGCAAGCACAUAUGAAUGAACUUGAAGCACAGGUUGGUCAACUAAGAGUUGAACAUUCAACAUUACUCAAGACUCUAAAUGACACGAAUCACAAAUAUGAUGAAGGUGCUGUUGACAAUAGAAUUCUGAAGGCUGAUAUCGAGACAUUAAGAGCAAAGGUAAAAAUGGCCGAAGAAACAGUUAAGAGGGUGACGGGGAUCAACCCUGCUCCAUUUAGGCACAAUAUAGCUAACGUCGGCAUCCCUUUUGUUAGCAGUCCAUUGGAAGCAUCUCCGGUUUCUCCUGUUCGAUUGCAGCCGAACAAUAAUCAGUUUUUUCACCAACCUGUUCCGAGCAUUGCUGCUCCCAUGCACCAUCGGAGAGUGGAAAGUGGUUUUGCGGGCAACACCCUGGUUCCUCCUACCGUGAAUCUACAUACCAAAGGUGUGAAAAAUGUCAAUGAAACAUCCACAUUGCAGCAUACACCUGGCUCGGAGUUCGUUCAAGAUCCGAUUGCCUGUGGUGUCGGUCAACUCAUGUCCAGCUGGGAACCUAGACAACAUGCAUCUACCAAGAACAAGAAGCACAGUUGAAUGUCGGUGCCCUUCUCGUCGUGUUUUCCGAGAUGGGGUUCGAGAAGUUUAGUUUAUGGUAGGAGUAUUAGUUAAAAAUAUAUUCAUAGGUAUGCACUCUCACUGCACUUUUGUAUUUAACUUCUAGGCAUUAUAACAUUGACUCUACUAAGUCUAUUCAGUGAACCUUAUUUAGUAAAUUAUUAUCUAUGAAAAUCAUAUGAACCUUAUUAU